CUCAAUGACCUUUUGAGGUCCCUUCCAGUUCUAUGAGAUAGGUAUAUCUCCAUGUAUUAUAUUAUAAUUCCUUUAGUGUUAACAACUGUCUUUAGCAAAGUUUAUUUGGACAAGGGGAACAGGUGUUUACUGAAUUAAUAAUUUUUAAAUUGCCCUAGUUUAUUUUUAUUUCUGAAGAUGUGGUUUUCCUUUCGGGCUCAUCAAGGUAAUGUGCAACUGCAGAGAAACUCUUCCCUGUUUAGACAGGACCGGUGUGAUAUUCACACACUCUUAUUUGCACAGCAGAACUAAUUUUAAAAGUAGUCAUUUCAUGGAAUGCAUCUGAUGUGAGAAAAAAAACAUUUAACUUAGUUAGCCCUCAGUGUAUCUUGAAAGUAUCAUGACAUCUUUUUCAAGUUUCAGUUUCUGAAUUAAUAAUCAUGGAAUAUACAGACAUAAUUUACAAUAUCUUUAUCCCUAAAACUGUGGAAUAUUUCAUGUAGCAGUUUUGUUUUUUUGUUUGGGGCUUUUGUUUGUUUCUGUUUUUUUUGCUGUUCUACAUCAUUCUAUUCAUGUUAGAUAAAAUUGUAAGGGGGUUAUAGUGAAGAUACCAAAGAAAGGUAAGACAAGAACAGUCAUUUGGAUAUGGAUUAGGUUCAUAUUAACAUAAUUAGUUUUUCAUUUCUAGGUUACGAAUUUGGAUCCAGCAUUUUAAUCGGAAGGCUAUUUGGGCCAUGUAAAAUGAAUUGGGUGCAGGUCACUUUUCAGAGGACACAAGGGGUCCAAGUCUACACCCCGAAAUCACUACCUCAGUUGCUGUCUUCAAGAUUGGGUGUAGAGGCUGACAUACAUUUACACACCUACUUGCACUGGAUGAUCAUAGCUAAACAAUGUCUGGACUACGUGGAGCUGUCCAUGCAAAAUGGAUAAUAGGGAAAGUAAUUGGAACCAAAAUGCACAAAACUGCCAAAGUGAGAGUGACAAGGCUUGUGCUGGAUCCUUAUUUACUCAAGUUCUUUAACAAGCGAAAAACUUAUUUCGCUCAUGAUCCAUUGCAGAGUUGUGCCGUCGGAGACAUUGUUCUUCUAAAAGCUUUGCCUGAGCGGAGGACCAAAAAUGUGAAACAUGAACUGGCUGAGAUUGUUUUCAAGGUUGGAAAUGUCAUAGACCCAGUGACUGGAAAGGCCUGCGCAGGAACCAGGUUCCUGGAAAGUCUAACAGACUCAGAAAGUCUAACUGAGGCAGACACCACCUAUCUAAGUGAAAAGCUCCAAGAACUAAAUGUUUCCUCAACAGAGAAAUAAAGGGUGGGAAGAGGCCAAUAAACCGAGGGCUUUACCUCUCAUCUUUACAUGAGGGAUUGGUUGUGUCCAUUGUCUUAGGUUGUAAAAUCUUUCUAUUGUUAGUAACAAUAAAUAAUAAACUGAAUUACUUCCAACACCAAAAUGACAGAGAUAUUUUAAAAUUGGGGAAUUUAUCAAUUAGAAAUAAUGUGGGGGGGGGAAUUAAAUCACAGUUAAGCUGUGUUCUCAAUGUUUUAUUUUCUUAACACACAGUUUUGCCCUAUCUUUAGCAAGAAUGUCAAAAUUACCACCUCAGUCACAAAAUUAAGAAUGGUUCUUCUUUAUUAAGAUGUUUAAGAGAAUAAAUCUAUAUAUAGUUUAAUAUUCAGGGGAGGAUGUUUUUCCCAUGUUGUAUUGUCUGAACCCUGGAACUGAAUCUGUUGAGUUUUGUAGCCUUAUAUUUAAAGUAACACAAUUAAAACUUUUUUAAAAUA
Molecule: messenger RNA, 1756 nt
Organism: Chrysemys picta bellii (western painted turtle)
Lineage: Eukaryota; Metazoa; Chordata; Testudines; Emydidae
Gene: MRPS17
Product: mitochondrial ribosomal protein S17
Biological process (GO): mitochondrial translation
Cellular component (GO): mitochondrial small ribosomal subunit; ribosome
Molecular function (GO): structural constituent of ribosome
Source: RefSeq, a predicted model, not a curated record